GGACAACCCCAGCAGGCUCUGCGCGACCAACGGCCCAGAGGUGCGCGCGUGCGCGCGAGGACAUCGCUGGCUCCCGGGCUUCAGGUAUUCUCAUAUUUUCUAUGAGUAUCAGUCUCUGUAGUCUUCACCAGCAAUUGUGAUUUAAGCAGUUAGUAAAAGAGAAGAAUCAUUAGCUAGAAGAAAAUGUCAAAUCUAAAAAUGAAAGAGGCAGCCCUUAUCUAUCUUGACAGAAGUGGAGGCCUCCAGAAGUUCAUAGAUGAUUGCAAAUACUACAAUGAUUCAAAACAAAGUUAUGCUGUCUAUCGAUUCAAUGUUUUAAUAAAUCCCUCUGAUAUUGUUGAAUUGGAUGCUGAACUUGGAAAUCACAUUUUACACCAGCCUUUAAAAGCUGCUCAAGUUUUUCAAUCAGUCUGUUAUAUUGCUGUUAAGACUCUCUCACUAAUUGGACAGUUGCAGACUGAAACUCAAAUUAAUAUAGUGCUGAAGUUAACACAUUUACCUCCUCUGCCAAGUUAUUGUCUUGAUCUUUGUGAAUUUCCACGUGAUUAUACAUCUCAAAGAUUUUAUAUGAUGCAAGGAAUUGUGAUUGCAAUGACAACUGUAACCAAGUAUACACAAGGCGCAAGAUUUCUUUGUUCAGAUGAAGCAUGCCCUCUUUCAAAAGGAUUUCAGUAUAUAAGAGUGCAUGUACCUGGUGCUACAGAAUCUGCAACAGUAAGAAAUGACUUUUUGUGUAAUCUAUGUUCAUCUUCACUUCAAGAAGACAGAAAAUUUAGAGUACUUGGUGAUAAACAGAUAGUUGAAAUAAUUACUGCAAAAUCACUUCAUUCUUUUCAAGGAUGUUGUAACAACCAGCCAUUUAGGUUUCAAUCUCUUACAGUCUUUCUCAGAGAUGAAUCAGUGAAUAAAAUGAAUAUAGGAAAUGAGUAUAAGGUUAUUGGAAUUCCAGCCUGUGUGAAAACAUCACAAACUGCUAUCUGUAUAGAAGCAAAUAGUAUCACUUUUUGCAUUCCAAAAGUUCCUUCAGGAAUUAGUGACAAUUUCAGGUGUCUCCUCUCUCUGACUUCCAGCUCAUGCUGGAAGUUUACAGCAAUACUUGCCAACAUCUUUGCAUCACAGAUUGUUCCUCCUGGGACUUACAAUUUGCUCAAGCUAUGUUUGCUGAUGAGUCUAGUACAGACAAGUGACCAUAACAAGGAACUGGAAAAUUGCUUGGAUAUUUUAAUUGUAACAAGUGAUACUAUACUCAUAGACAGGCUUUUGAAUUUUAGUAUAAACCUUGUGCCCCGUGGUAUACGUCAUUCAGUCUCCACUGAAAUUUUCCCUACUCUAUCCAGGAAUAAGUAUGGAACUGGAGCAGUUAGCAUUCAAGCUGGCAGUGCUUUGCUAGCUAAAGGUGGUAUCUGCUUUAUAGGAGACUUGGCUUCACACAAAAAAGAUAAACUUGAACAGCUCCAGUCAGCCGUGGAAAGUAGAAGCAUCACAGUCUACAUCUCAGGAAAAAAGUUUGGGGAUGAUGUGGAUCAACAAAUGACUUUUCCAAUUCAGUGCAGUUUUUGGUCUUUUCUUGAUAUGGAUUCACCUUCAAGGAGAAAUAUACAGAAAACCAAUAUGCUAAUUGGUCAGAUGGAUUGCAGUUUAAUUCCAGCUAAUCUUGUAGAGGCAUUUGCAUUAUUGAUUAACUGCAAUGAAUCAUCUCCUUGCCACCCACUUCUUCCAACUGUGCAACAUACUUUAAAGAAAGCCAUUGAUCCUGAAGGGCUGCUUUAUUUAGCUUCCAAACAGUUCACAACUGAAGAUUUUGAAAAGCUGCUUGCUUUUGCAAAGAAUUUGAACGUGGAAUUCAGCUUGGAGGCAGAAAGAAUGAUUCAUGGCUAUUACCUAGCAAGUCGCAGAAUCAGAACAGAUUCUAUAUGUGGAUCAAAACUGUCAGCAUCUGCAUUAAAAUAUUUAGUUUCCCUAUCUGAAGCCCAUGCUCGACUGAACUUAAGGAAUAAAGUGCUUAAAGAAGAUGUACUAAUUGCAGCCUUAUUAUUUGAAACAUCUCUAACACUGAAAUAUGGGGCUGCUGUAUUUUGUGUUGCUCCAAAUGCGGUGUUUCCAUUUGAACAGUAUGAUGAAGAAUAUUUAGAGCAAAGGGAUGUCUAUCUGACUGAGUGCCAACAACAGCUCCAACAGUUUAUUGCCACAUAUGGACCUGGGACAGCUAUUUUUGCUAGUGAUGAAUAGGCAGUCUGAGGAAAUGUUUUUCUUCAUUCCUUUUUAAGCAAUGGAAAAAAGUGUGAAUGAUUUUGAAGUAAUGCUUCAGGCAAUCUUGUGUGUGGGGACAAUAGAAUGUACCUACAUUGUGUAGGAUAUAUUAGAAUGUCAUCUUAAAAAAUAUAAAAUAUGAUUUCUUCAAAUUGUUAAUGGAAUAAACACUAAUCCAAAUCUCAAAGCCAGCAGCAGAAAUUUAUAUUAGGAGAAUUUUAUUUAAAAAAAAAAAAAACAAACUUCUGGUUAACCUAGUAUACCAGUGGCCCACAGAUUAAAAUAUAAAUGUUACAAACUAAGAAAUGAAAAAAAAAGGUAAGUUUUGUGCUUUUGUGUAGUUCCUUCUAUUUGUCUCAAGAUGGCAGUAACACUUUAAAUAUUUACUUACAAAGUUAAAAUCAUUUUUUUCUUAAUUUGUGAACAUGACAAAUUGAUGGGUAAACAACAGCAUUUAUAUAACCAAAAGCCUUCAAUUUAAGGACUUUUCAUGCUUAACUAGAUAUUGUCAUGUCUAUUACAUUGUUUUAGAAACCCUAAUUAUAGGAUAAGAAAAAGCUUUGGAAAUUUUCCAUUUUUAAACCAGGUUAAAUUAAAAAAAAAGUAAGUUACACUGAAUUGAGGAUCAGUAAUUGGCUCCUUAAAGCGAGUUGCAAGAUACCAAAAUGCAAACAAACCAAUUUUCAAACCCUGUCUUCACUUUCAGAGGGACGGUGUCUACUCUGAAAAGGUAGGGACACCAUGAGAAAAUAUAAAAUCCGCAAAACCUUUUCAUUUUCCAGUUUUAGUAAAAGACUACUCACUAAAAGGAAAAUGUCAUCACAAAAUUGCCACUUUAUUAACCAAGACACUAUCACACAUCAAUUCUGUAGAAAUGGGUACUUUAUGGAGUUUAACCAUGAAGGUAGACAGCUCUCUCAUUCUCUAGAGGACUUGGACCCAUCAUUUAUUAUUUUACUUCCUAGCCGUUCAUUCAACAGUAUUGAUUGAAUAUCCAGUAGUGCCAGAGACUAUACAGUGUUUUCAGAAGGCAAACCUGGUCUUUAAAAAAAAUGUAUUUAUCACAAAUUAAAGACUUCCUUCGUGGUUUAUCUAUUUAGAUUUGUUUUUUGUUCUUUAUGAGAUGAAGGCAAAACACAUUUCUUAAUAAAACUAGGAUCUAUAAAAUGGCCUCCUCUUUACAAUUAAUUGUGAAGUGUUCAGAUUCUGUUGAUGAAAAGGACUAGUAUCAAAUACAGGUGAAAAUGGUUUUCAAAUGUCACCCCUGAUGGGAAGGCAUUAUAAAGAUAUUGCUGUACACUUUAUACUGAUUUACCAAACUGAAAUUAUAACCCUGAUAAAAGCAAGAAUUUUAUGUACUGUAGGACACAACAGGGGAAAAGCAAGAUUCAGAUAAAUUUAAAUCAUCUUGGUAGGAUUUCAGUUAUUUUCAAAUUCGCAUGCCCUGGACAGACUGGACCUCCACUACUUGCUUUAAUCGAGCAUAUUAUUACGUAUACUAGAAUUAGGAAAAAUUGUCAUUUCCCCUAGAUUAACUCCCAAAUCCCUUUUUUAUUCAUAAAUGUAAAUAAAAGCAAACCAAGAAUAAAAUUAAAAUUUAAAAAUCUGUAGGUCACAGGUGAAACCUUUACUUGUAAGGGGUCAUUUAAGGAGUUGAGAAAAUUUCAACUAGUAUACCCUUGAACACAGGUUUGAACUACGUGAGUCCACAUACAGGGUGUUUCUUCUUUUUUUUUCUUUC
Messenger RNA from Odocoileus virginianus texanus, 3991 nucleotides. NCBI's taxonomy places the organism in Eukaryota, Metazoa, Chordata, Mammalia, Artiodactyla, Cervidae. The record is from RefSeq and is a predicted model, not a curated record.